UAUGCUCCAGCUGUUAAGGCAUUUACAAUCCAUUGAGGACAUUUGAAAUAUAAACACAGUUAAUGUUUAACAGCUUGUGACAAUUUACAUUCAAGUCUUUUGUAUAAAAGCAAAGAGUAAACUGCUGAAUUUAUGUGCUGCUUUAUCUCCUUCCAGCAGGACUCCCGGAAGCCAGUCAUGAACAUCCAAAUGCAAUUGUUGGCUCUCACAGUUCUGAUACUGUCUCCCCAAAUCUUCGUGGACGCAGAUGGCCAGCUAUAUAAUAUCGUUCAAGAGAACGUGAAGAAUGCUAACUUGCUGUCUCGAGAUAAUGUAGAUAGAAUCAUAAAUGCGAGGGAUCUGCUGAUGAGAAAAGCAAGAAAAGCAAAGGACUGCAAUGAACUCUUUCGCCAUGGUUAUACAAUGAGUGGUCUCUAUGUAAUCCAGCCUGAUCCUGUGGACAAAACACCCUUAUUAGUGGUGAACUGUGAGAUGGAGUACGACUGUGGUGGAUGGACUGUAUUAGAGCGGAAGUCCAGAUCAAGCCCACUAACGUGGAAUGAAACCUGGACCACAUACCAGUAUGGGUUUGGGAACAUUUUGGCUGACCAUUAUCUUGGCAAUGAGUACAUAUAUUUCUUAACCAAUCAAAUGUGGUAUAAAGCCAGAGUUGUUCUGGAAAAGAACAGAAAUGGAAAAAAGAUUCAGAGAUUUGCAGAGUAUGACAUUUUCCGGGUAGGUCCAGAGAAGUAUAAUUACCCUCUGUAUCUUGGUGCAUAUAAAGGUAAUGCUGGGGAUGCUCUGUCUGUACCAGGUAACAUGGUUGAUAAUUUGCCUUUUAGUACAAGGGAUAAGGAUUCGGAUUUGGAUUCACAAAACUGUGCCAAUAAGUAUGGUGGCGGGUGGUGGUUCAAUACUUGUCCUUCGCGAGAACCCUUUGCUAUGUUAACCAAAAAGGAAUCAAUUUACUGGGAACCCUAUGGCGAUGACGCUGAGCAUGUCACCAUUCUGGUCAGGUCUGUCAAUAUGUACUGCCGUAAAAAGGGACUGAUAUCAAAAAUAUAACUGUAUUUCAACAUGCAGUAUUUUGUGUAACCAGCUAAUACAAUGCUUGCUAUUCAUGUUAUAGUCUAGAAAUAAACUUCAUUAAAGCACCUGAGUUUGUUUCAGUUCCCAAAUUGCAUGUACCUGUACAUCCUGUGUUGUUUAUGAGAGUGUGUGCAGGCUGCCCUGCAUACAGAAGUUAGUAAAGUUUUUGUCUAAAAACUAUUGAUUGGGCUGGGCUGGCUGCUGUGGUUUAAUGUCAUUGAUAUCGAUAGCAGGGGAAAUUAGCAAUAGAUAUUCCAACUGCCAGCACCGGCUUUCCGCCCCACCAAGAGCAUACAUUACUUUUUGAACACAAGAGAUUAUUCUGCAGAUGCUGGAAAUCUUCAGCAACACACACAAACGCUGGAGGAACUCAGCAGGUUGGGCAGCAUCUUUGGAGGGGAACAAACAUUUGACGUUUCAGGCUGAGACCGGUCAUCAGGACUGGAAGGGAGGAGGCCAAAAGACAGAAUAAGAGAGUGGGUCAGGAGAAGGGGUGGAGUACAAACUGGCAGGUGCUAGGUGAGAAGAGGUGAGGGGGAAGGUGGGUUGGAAGAGGGGGGUGCAGAAGUAAGAAGCUGAGAGGUAAUAGGUGGAAGAGAUAAAGGCCGAAGAAGAAUAAAUCUGGUAGGAGAGGGCAGUGGACCUUGGAGAAUCAUACUAGGUUUCCAAGGCGCAGGCCUGGGCAGGGUUGUAUGGGAGACCGGCAGCUGCCCAAGCUGCAAGCCUUCCCUUCUCCACGCCACCGAUGUUGUCCAAGGGAAGGGCACUAGGACCCAAGCAGCUUGGCACCAGUGUUGUCACAGAGCUCAAGGGCACAACACGCUGCCUCAGCUGAGGCUCGAACCAGUGACCUUCAGAUCACUAGACCGAUGCCUUAUCCACUAGGCCACGCGCCAACACUUGAGGAGAAUCAGAGGGUGGUGAUAGGCAUGUGAGAAGAGAAGGUGUGAGAGAGAGUACUAGAAUUGUAAAAAGAGGUAAGGGGGUGGGAGAGAGAAGUAAUUAUAAUCUCAGAUGCUCUAGAAUUAUUAUUGAUGUGUCUUUAACAACACCAUAAGACCUAGGAGCAGAAUUAGGCUUUUUGGCCCAUUGAAUCUGCUCCACCAUUCCAACAUGGCUGACUUAUUAUCCCUCUCAACCUCCUUCUCCUGCCUACUCCCCGUAACCUUUGAUGCCCUUACUAAUCAAGAACCCAUCAACCGCUGCUUUAAAUAUAUCCAAUAGAUAUUAUACAUUGUCACAUACAAAGGCAAUUCUAGCACUUCUCAUACUCCCAUAGCUCUUAGACCAACACCUGAAUAUGAAGUAGAGAGACCCAUAUUAUAUGCAAUGCGUAUUGCAGCAGCAACACACAAGGGGCUGGAGUAACUCGGCUGGACGAGCAGCAUGUAUGGAGAGGAAUGGGUGGCAAAUGCCGCGGGUUGACCAUAGAUGCCGACCUCCAGUGCUUUGUGUCUUGGUCCAGAUUCUAGCAUCUGCAGUCUCUUGUGUCUUCAUAAUGCAACAGCCUUGGUAUGUACACAAACUGCUUUCCAGAGGGCUCAGAAAGAAAUUGACAGAGUUACCAACAAUGUCACAUCACCACACAAUUGAGGGCUAAAUGAGCAAAACAGCCAGAGGUUUCACAUUUCAUAGAAAAAUAGAAUGCUCUCCUCGAAGGAAGAACACAUGCAGCUGGCUUGGGAUAUUGCUUCCAGCUGCUCACACGCAGGUUGGAUGCUGGGUGUACAACUAUGGUGAAAUCAGAUUUCUUUAGUUGUCUCAUCACCACAACGAAGUGAAUACAUUGGCCAUUCACAUUGUUCAGUUAUUUCUUUUAAAGUAAUUUCUCUGCUAAAUUUGGAGAAAUUCAUUUUCAUUCCAUCCCUACAUAUGUGUGGCCACUUUAUUAGGUACUCCUGUACACCUCCCUAAUGCAAACAUCUAAUCAAUCACAUGGCUACAGCUCAAUGCAUAAAAACAUGCAAACAUGGUCAAGGGGAUCGGUCUUUGUUCAGACUGAACAUCAAAAUGGGGAAGAAAUGUGAGCUAAGUGUCUGAGAAAUGAUUGUUAGUGCCAGAUGGGGUAGCAUCUCAGAAACUGCUGAUCUCCUGGGAUUUUCUCCCACAACAGUCUCUAGGCCAU
Hypanus sabinus (Atlantic stingray) is the source of this 3193-nucleotide messenger RNA. Its product is annotated as fibrinogen-like protein 1-like protein. The transcript is spliced from 3 exons. The record is from RefSeq and is a predicted model, not a curated record. Lineage: Eukaryota; Metazoa; Chordata; Chondrichthyes; Myliobatiformes; Dasyatidae. Bases 133 to 1044 code for a protein of 303 amino acids.